Arctia plantaginis is the source of this 1326-nucleotide messenger RNA. The record is from the annotation of a GenBank genome assembly. NCBI's taxonomy places the organism in Eukaryota, Metazoa, Arthropoda, Insecta, Lepidoptera, Erebidae.
AUGCGAUAUUUAUCUCGUUUAUUUCAGCCUUUUAUCACAAUACCAAAGAAUGCUACGCUCAAAAACACUGAAAUAACAUGCAAAAGUCAAAAGCUUCUCCUAGAAUGUGGUCUUAUACGCCCCACCAGUUCCGGUCUUUUCGCAAUACUGCCACUAGCUCGACGAGCACUAGAUAAGCUUGAAUCACAGAUUAGACUGUGUAUCGAAGAGGCGGGGGCACAGCGGGUGUCUCUACCGUCUUUAACAGCUGCCUCCUUGUGGGAGAAGACGGGUAGACUGCAAGCUGUAGGACCAGAGUUAAUGAAAAUGGAAGAUAGACAUGGCAAAAAGUAUUUGUUAGCUCCGACACAUGAAGAGGCAUUAGCGGAUCUGUUUGCAGAUGUUGGUCCUUUAUCUUAUAAACAGCUUCCAUUGCUACUGUAUCAGAUUAGCAAUAAAUAUAGAGACGAACACCGCCCCAAGCAUGGUAUGCUGCGAGCCAGAGAGUUCUCCAUGUUGGACGCGUAUGGGGCCCAUGACUCCAUGGACAGCGCCCUGCAGGUGUACGGAACUGUGACUGAGGCGUACCAGCGCCUAUUCAGCAGACUCCACCUGCAAGUACACAGAGUGUCAGCGCCAUCUGGUGACAUGGGUGGUUCAGUAUCCCACGAGUGGCAGCUGCCGGCCGCCGCUGGAGAAGACCAGUUGGGGGUCUGCGAGAACUGUCAGCAUGCCACUCUAGACAGCGGCGAGACUUGUACCCAGUGCGGGAAAACGGUCCAAAAUGUUAAUAGUAUUGAGGUGGGACACACAUUCAUCUUAGGAACUAAGUACAGCUCACCUCUUCAAGCUCACCACACGCCCUCCAGUGGGCCGCCAGAACCGAUCAUCAUGUCUUGCUACGGCAUUGGUAUUACCAGGUUGCUGGCGGCUAGUCUAGAAGCACUCUCCAGCGAGAAGAGCCUAAGGUGGCCUAAACCCAUCGCUCCGUACAGCAUCUGCAUCAUAGGUCCUAAGGAAGGUUCCAGGGAGUGGCAGUCCCACGGCUGGGACGCCAUCUGCCGGCUGCACGACACAAUCUCCCACUCGACGGAGUACAAAAAUGAUAUCGUAGUAGACGACCGUCAUAACCUGACUAUCGGCAAGAGACUCAUGAUGGCUGACAGAAUGGGUUACCCGUACAUCGUGGUAUGCGGCAGAUCUACCCAAGAAUCUCCCCCAAAGUAUGAAGUGUACACUUCUGAUGCUGUCAGCACCACGAGCGUUCAACUGCUGACUUUGGACGAUUUGAUAUGUUUUACUGGGAACGGGAGAAACGAUCAAAAUAAAAUAAAGACUAACGCUUAA